AUGGCGGAGGAAGCAGAAAGAGCAGUGAGGGAAUUUGGCCCCCCAGUGGCAACUCCCUUAGCGAUCCGACAUCCUGCUAUUGCAGCCAACAAUUUUGAGAUCAAACCAGCCAUGAUCACCAUGCUGCAGAAUUCAUUCGCCCUCACCCAAGUUCAGAGUGCACCACAGGGAACCCAUUCACAUCCACUGAGCAAGUCAAUCAAGUUGGAGAAUUUAACCAACAAAGGAAUAAUCCUUAUUCCAAUACAUACAACCCCGGUGCAAGUUGGCCAAUUAGCUAAUGUCAUAAGUGGAAGAAACCAUGGAGUAUUACCAAGCCAACCUGAAGUUAACCCGAAAAAUCAAGAACAAGCAAAGGCAAUCACUCUUCGUAAAGGGAAGCAAGUGAAUACAGCAGUUGACUUGGAAAAAGAAGCCAAGAAGUCUGCAGCGGAAUUGGGGCAUGCAUUUUCACCACCAAUCACCACCACAGAAAAAGCUAAAGAAGAAGAAAAUUCUAUACCAAUUCCUUCUCUUCCAUUGAAGCCAUAUGUCCCACAAAUCCCUUUUCCGCAGAGGUUGAGGAAAAAUAAAAUUGAUGGGCAAUUCUCAAAAUUCUUGGAGAUGUUCAGAAAGUUGCAGAUCAAUAUUCCUUUUGCUGAAGCUUUGGAACAAAUGCCAAGUUAUGCAAAAUUCAUGAAAGACAUUCUCUCCAAGAAGAGGAAAUUUGGAGAGCAUGAGAAAAUCCAACUGAUAGAAGAGUGCAGUGCCAUCCUACAACGGAAGCUUCCACCAAAACAAAAAGAUAGAGGGAGUUUUAAAAUUCCUUGCACUAUUGGAAAUAAUUUCUUUGAAAAAGCUUUAUGUGAUUUGGGUUCUAGCAUUAACUUACUACCUUUAUUUGUUGUUAAGAAGAUUGGUAUUGGUGAAAUUAAACCCACUACUGUUUCUUUGCAGAUGGCGGACAGAUCAAUCACAUACCCGGACGAAAUUAUUGAAGAUGUUCUAGUAAAGGUUGAUACACUCAUAUUUCUGAUUACUUCACACACUCUGAUUGACGUAGAAGAAGGGUUACUGACUUUGAGAGUUGGAAAUGAAAAAGCGACAUUCAAAGUUUUUGAAGCAAUUAAAUUUUCAAGAGAAGCAGAGGACUGUUUUCGCAUGGAAUUAGUUGAUGAAAUUGCUUCCGACACAUUUGAAAAGGAGAAUCUGAGCCAUCCAUUGGAAUCUACAUUGGUCCAUGCUGCUACCUCCCAAGAUGACAACCCCAUGGUUGCUGAAUAUGCCUUGUAUUUGGAUGCAUCACAACUGUACAACCCAAGGCGAAGGAAUCAAUUUGAACCACUAGGAGCGGCACCUCCCAAGGCUGCAUCUUCUGUGAUUGCUGCACCUACAUUCACUCUGAAGCCAUUCCUAACGCACUUGAGGUAUGCUUAUUUGGGAACUUCUGAAACUUUGCCAGUUAUUAUUGCUACAAAUUUGAGUGAAACUAAAGAAGAAAAAGUGUUACGGGUUUUGCGAAAACAUUAA
Molecule: messenger RNA, 1509 nt
Organism: Prunus persica (peach)
Lineage: Eukaryota; Viridiplantae; Streptophyta; Magnoliopsida; Rosales; Rosaceae
Exons: 3
Coding region: 1-1509 (502 amino acids)
Source: RefSeq, a predicted model, not a curated record